AUGAGAACAAUGCCAAUAACAUCAGGAGUUCGAGCUUUCACAUGGUUCUCUCUUCGUAGACACCUAGAAGACAACAUCACCGACCUUCACAAAUGCACAAACCUCAAUCUCAUCAAACAAAUCCACGCACAGCUCAUCAAAUGUCAUCUUCACCAAGACCCUUACAUCGCUCCCAAACUCAUCGCUUCUUAUUCACUCACCAACCAUAUCUCUUCUGCUGUUAACGUCUUUAACCAAGUCCCUGACCCUAAUGUUCAUCUUUAUAAUUAUCUUAUCAGAGCACAUGCUCUCUCAAACAAUGAAUCAAACAGUUCGCUUGCGUUUGCUGCUUUUGAGAAGAUGCAGUUGAAUGGUGUUUUGGCGGAUAAUUUUACUUACCCUUUUCUUUUGAAAGGUUGUAAUGGUGGUUCUUGGUUGAAUUUGGUUAAAAUGGUUCAUGCCCAUGUUGAAAAAUUGGGUUUUUAUGGGGAUAUUUUUGUGCCGAAUUCUUUGAUUGAUUGUUAUUGUAGGUGUGGGGGUGUUGAGAUGGGGGUGAAGUUGUUUGAGGUGAUGGAGGAAAAGGAUGUUGUGAGUUGGAAUACUAUGGUUGGUGGGUUGGUUAAAUGUGGUGAUUUUGAUGGUGCUUUGAAGGUGUUUGAUGAAAUGCCGCAGAGAGAUAGGGUUAGUUGGAAUACGAUGUUGGAUACGUUUGUGAAAGCGGGUGAAUUGGAGAAGGCUUUUGAAUUGUUUGGGAGAAUGGGUGAGAGGGAUGUUGUUUCUUGGUCUACGAUGGUUUAUGGUUAUUGUAAAAGUGGUGAUAUGGAAAUGGCGAGGAUGUUGUUUGAUAGGUGUCCUGUGAAGAAUUUGGUGUUGUGGACGACGAUAAUGUCUGGGUAUGUUGUGAAGGGGGAGCUGAGGGAGGUGACUAAGUUGUAUGAUGAAAUGGAGGAGGCUGGAUUGAGGCCUGAUGAUGGGUUUUUGAUAAGUAUUUUAUCUGCGUGUGCCGAGUCUGGUAUACUUAAGUUGGGGAAGAAAAUUCAUGAUUCAGUUUUGAGGCGUAGGUUUAGAUGUAGCACUAAGGUUUUGAAUUCCUUCAUUGAUAUGUAUGCAAAGUGUGGUUGUUUGGAUGACGCAUUUCGUGUCUUUAGUGGAAUGAAUGCGAAGAAAGAUUUGGUGUCUUGGAAUUCCAUGAUACAUGGGUUUGGCAUACAUGGACACGGUGACAAAGCAAUUGAACUUUUCUCUAGGAUGGUACGCGAAGGUUUUGAGCCCGAUAGAUAUACAUUCAUUGGCCUUUUAUGUGCUUGCACCCAUGCAGGCCUUGUUAAUGAAGGGCGUACUUACUUUUAUUCAAUGGAGAGAGUAUAUGGGAUUGUUCCCGACAUUAAGCAUUACGGUUGCAUGAUUGACCUUCUCAGCCGAGGUGGUCAUCUAAGAGAAGCUUUUAGGCUUCUGCGCAGCAUGCCUAUGGAACCGAAUGACAUUAUAUUGGGUACUCUUUUAGGUGGUUGUCGGAUGCAUAAUGAAAUUGAACUCGCAAGAGCUGUAUGUGAACAUCUGUUUAAAUUGGUGCCAUCAGAUCCUGGGAAUUUCUCGCUUCUGUCAAAUAUUUAUGCUCAAGCCGGUGAUUGGAUUAAUGUUGGCAACGUGAGGUUGCAUAUGAAGAUGAAAGGAGGUCAAAAGCCUUCCGGGGUUAGUUCCAUUGAAGUUGAAGAAGAAGUACAUGAAUUUACUGUACUUGAUCAGUCACACCCUAAAUCAGCUGAUAUAUAUAAUAUGAUUGAUAGAUUGGUAGAGGACCUAAGGCAAGUUGAAUAUGUUCCUGGGAUAUCAUAG
Messenger RNA from Lathyrus sativus (Indian pea), 1815 nucleotides. The record is from the annotation of a GenBank genome assembly. Lineage: Eukaryota; Viridiplantae; Streptophyta; Magnoliopsida; Fabales; Fabaceae.